Bubalus bubalis (water buffalo) is the source of this 2642-nucleotide messenger RNA. It is a transcript of the gene TPH2, whose product is annotated as tryptophan hydroxylase 2. The coding region runs from base 929 to 2404 and encodes 491 amino acids. Gene Ontology annotation, cellular component: neuron projection. NCBI's taxonomy places the organism in Eukaryota, Metazoa, Chordata, Mammalia, Artiodactyla, Bovidae. The record is from RefSeq and is a predicted model, not a curated record. The transcript has 11 exons. Gene Ontology annotation, molecular function: iron ion binding; tryptophan 5-monooxygenase activity. Gene Ontology annotation, biological process: aromatic amino acid metabolic process; serotonin biosynthetic process.
GUCUGUUUCUCCAUAAACACAUCCAUUUGAUCAAGAGUCUUCAACACUUCGGGAGGCUAUUAAUAUUUUCCUUGGAAAUUUUAUGAUUUACUAAAGUUUGAAUAGUAAGUUAUCACUUGAUCUAUGCAUUUCAAAUUGUUGGACUUGUUCUAGUUUGAAGUCAUCAAAGGAAUGAUUAUAUGGACAUUUCAUAUCCUUUUCAUUCCUACGUAGUGAGGAAGAUUCUAGGGUUAGUGUCUCAACUAUGCAUGUAUGUGGCUGAAUCACAGCCUCACAUUUCCUUUACAAUUGCCUAAACAUCACUGCAUAGUGGUGUCACACGACUAGGGAGCAGGGCAUUUUAUGAACGCCAUCACACACACAGUUCCAUUCACACAGUCAUAACACAUCAGAUCAGAAAAAAUUUAUUAACAUAAAGUAAAAUGGCUUAGGGACUCUGCAAUACUGAUCUUUCUCGAAUUAUUUUACUUUUUUUUUUGAAAACAUUGAAUUCCUCAUUACCUUAAGGGUGAGGUUAACUUGCCAGUAGCAGGUUUGAGAGAUGAGAGCUAAGGUCAGGGGAGAGUUGUUUUCUUUUACAAAUAACACUCCAUUAUGUAUUGUUCUCCACCACCCACGCCCAGCAGCUACUCGACCUAUGAAACAAACAAAUAGCAGGGGAACAUAGAUAACCCCAGGCUUCAGGUUUUUAAUCUGACUGUGGCCAUCGGCAGCCAGAAAUGAGUUUCUUUCUAAUCAGCCUUCCAUCAGUCCCCAGUCACUCAUAUAAAGGGGCCUGGAAGGGGAAGAUUCGCAUCGUGUUUUCUUCAGCACCAGGGUUCUGGUCAGCGCUCCGAGAGGUCUGCUGCCUGCCAGCUCCUCUCACCUCACCGCGGCUGCUGCCCUGCUAGUCCCCCUGCUGCAGAGGAAGCAAAUUACAUCGGGACCCAUGCAGCCAGCAAUGAUGAUGUUUUCCAGUAAAUACUGGGCAAGGAGAGGGCUUUCCCUGGAUUCAGCAGUGCCUGAAGAGCAUCAGCUGCUCGCCAGCUUAACACUAAAUAAAACUAACUCUGGCAAAAAUGAUGAUAAAAAAGGCAGCAAGGGAAGCAGCAAAAGCGACACUGCUACCGAGAGCGGCAAGACGGCAGUUGUGUUCUCCUUGAAAAAUGAAGUUGGUGGAUUGGUCAAGGCGCUGAAACUCUUCCAGGAAAAACAUGUCAACAUGAUUCAUAUUGAGUCCCGGAAAUCCCGGCGGCGAAGUUCGGAAGUUGAAAUCUUUGUGGACUGUGAGUGUGGCAAAACGGAAUUCAAUGAGCUCAUUCAGUCACUGAAAUUUCAAACCACGAUCGUGACGCUGAAUCCGCCCGAGAACAUUUGGACGGAGGAAGAAGAGUUGGAGGACGUGCCCUGGUUUCCCCGGAAGAUCUCGGAGUUAGACAGGUGUUCUCACCGAGUUCUUAUGUAUGGUUCGGAGCUGGAUGCCGACCACCCAGGAUUUAAAGACAAUGUCUAUCGACAGAGAAGGAAGUAUUUUGUGGAUGUGGCCAUGGGUUACAAAUACGGUCAGCCUAUCCCCAGGGUGGAGUACACGGAGGAAGAGACCAAGACUUGGGGCGUCGUGUUCCGGGAGCUCUCCAAACUCUAUCCCACUCACGCCUGCCGGGAGUAUUUGAAAAACUUCCCUCUGCUGACGAAACACUGCGGCUACAGGGAGGACAACGUGCCCCAGCUGGAAGACGUCGCGGCGUUUCUGAAAGAAAGAUCUGGCUUCACGGUGAGGCCAGUGGCCGGAUACCUGAGCCCUCGGGACUUCCUGGCGGGACUGGCCUACAGAGUGUUCCACUGCACUCAGUACGUCCGCCACGGCUCGGACCCCCUCUACACCCCGGAGCCAGACACGUGUCAUGAGCUGCUGGGACAUGUCCCUCUGCUUGCGGACCCUAAGUUUGCUCAGUUUUCACAGGAAAUAGGCCUGGCAUCUCUGGGAGCAUCGGAUGAAGAUGUUCAGAAACUAGCCACAUGCUAUUUCUUCACGAUUGAGUUUGGCCUUUGCAAACAAGAAGGGCAGCUGCGGGCAUAUGGCGCUGGACUGCUUUCCUCCAUUGGAGAAUUAAAGCAUGCUCUUUCUGACAAGGCGUGUGUGAAAGCCUUUGACCCAAAGACAACCUGCUUGCAGGAAUGCCUUAUCACCACCUUCCAGGAAGCCUACUUUGUUUCAGAAAGUUUUGAAGAAGCCAAAGAAAAGAUGAGGGACUUCGCAAAGUCAAUUACCCGUCCCUUCUCAGUCUACUUCAAUCCCUAUACUCAGAGUAUUGAAAUUCUGAAGGACACCAGGAGUAUUGAAAACGUGGUGCAAGACCUCCGCAGCGAUUUGAACACCGUGUGUGAUGCCUUGAACAAAAUGAACCAGUAUCUGGGGAUUUGAUGCCUGGGACCCUUGUCACUGCCAGCAUGAUCUUUUGGGGGCUUAACAACAAUUCAAUGUCAUAUAACACCGAUAGCUUUCUGUGUCAUGGCUUGGCUAGUAAGCACGCAAUUCUCUGUAUUCCUACCUACUUGUAACUUACUGUGAUAAUGUGCGAAACACGAUAAAGAACCCAAUGGCAGAUAGCCACUCACUGUAUGGAACAGGUUUAAAUGUCUUAAAUAAAUUUGACAUUCCA